AUUGCUGAUCACGAUGGAGUUCUCACAUGUUUUGGUACGAAACGACGAGACGCGUCUAUAAUAUUCAAGACGCUUCCGGGGACGAAGAUAACUCGUCUCGAGCUGGGCGGGGCUUUGGGUAGUCCGCGCGAUAAGAUAUUUGUCUGUUGCGGUCCGGAGGUGCGAGGCUUUAGUAAGAAAGGCAAACAGUUUUUUGGGUUUGACACGAAUCUGACGGAGAGUAUUCAGACGAUGUACGUGAGUGGUUCUGACCUCUUUCUGUGUGGGACGUAUAUCUAUAAUCAUUAUCGUGACUGCAAAGAUCUCAACUACUACUUAUCAGCAGAUCGAAUCAACGACGUUCUAUUUCUGAACCUCGAAGGUCAUCCUGAUGGCUUGCCAAUCCUUGCAUGUCAAGACCGAAUGCUUCGUAUUCUACGCAACUCAGAAUUGUUAUACGAGUGUGAACUAGCUGGUCCACCGUGUUGUCUCUCGCUAAAUAACAGAGUGGGUGGAGAGCUGGGUGACGAAGUGUUGUAUGGAACUGCAGAUGGGAAAGUUGGACUUGUACGGCUCACUGAGACUACUCCUGAAUACAAGUGGGAGGCAGCCGAUGGAACACAGUAUGGAGAUGUUUUGUGUAUUGACACGUAUGAUUUGACAAGAGACGGAGUCCCUGAGAUUAUCGUCGGGCACGGAGACGGCACGGUAGAGGUUUAUGCAUUAGACGAGGCUAGAGAACCGCGAAUCAAAUUCAAACAGACUCUGCCUCAGAGUUUGACUUCAGUUUGUGGUGGGGUGGUUGGUCAUUCUGGUUACGGAGAGGUUGUUGUUGCUACGUACACUGGUCAUGUCCUCGGUUUGACGACUGAGCCUCAAGUGAAAGAAUUAGGGCCGGGAUCUGAAGCAGCUGCGACUGAAAUAACUCAGGAGGGUCAGUUCAAGAUUGAAGAAUUGCAACAUCAGAUAUCACAACUGCAAGAAGAAGUGGUAAAGGAACGAGACAGAUACCAAGCUGUGUCUCACUCCGACACAGCCGUUUCUGCUGUUCGCCAGUUUCCUGUGAACGAUAAAUUUGUUCUAAACGAGGAAGACGCGUCAUACACGCUUUUUCUGGAGAUACAGAUGUCAAUUGACUAUAUUCUCUUACAGAGUGAUGUCCCAAUUGACGUUCUCGAUGUUGACAAAAACAGUGCCGUUGUCAGCUACAGUGAAUGUGAUGUUGACAAUGGAAACUAUCUCUUGGCAACGUACAGAUGUCAACCAAACACAACGCAACUGGAAGUGAAGAUUCGUUCGAUUGAAGGUCAGUAUGGUAUGUUGCAAGCGUACAUUACACCUCGGAUUCAGCCUAAAGUGUGUCAACUGCGCCAGUAUAGUAUCAAGCCACUCUCUUUGCAUCGGAGAAGUCACGUGUUUGAUGAGUCUAGACCUCUAAAUACCUUGAAAUUAACCGGACCGUUUAGCCUAGCCGAAGUACAUUCAUGGAUUUGUUUCUGUAUACCAGAUGUACCAGAGAGGACUCCACCAGGAGAUCAAGUGACAAUGUGUUGUCAUUCGACAUUUUUGGAUACGCAACUGGAGUGCUCCUACAAGAGAGGUGAAGCAACAUUUAGAUCUGAUAAUGUCUCGACUAUUUCCAUCUUGAAGGACGUGCUCAGUAAAGAGGCAACGAGUCGAAAAAUGAGUGUAGACAUGACACACACAACGUCGGAUGAAUCUGUGACUCAUACUCUUAAACUGUUGCAUCCCAAGUUGGAGUAUCAGCUACUCUUAGCGAAGAAAGUCCAACUGAUUGAUGCACUAAAGGAAAUUGAAGUUCACGAAGGUGGCAUUGAAUUUGUGACUGAAGAGUAUCAAGCGAUCUUGAAGAAUACCGAUCAGUUGCUGGCCGAAUUUAGAAUGCAGCCGUGUCACCUGGAGAGACUUUAUGGUAUGAUCACUGAUCUCUACAUUGAUAAGUUCAAGUUUCAGGGACUCAAUGUAAAAGGAAGGGUACCAAAUCUCAUGGCUGUUCUAGAGGACUACGACCUCGACAAACUACUUGAAUUCUUCGAACAGGAAAAAUGAGCAACAUACGUCACGAUUAAGAUAGUAUUCAGAGCUAUUGGUAUUGCUGUGUACAUAUGCAUAUGUCAUAUUUAAUUUUAUGUUGUAACAUUUUUGUGUGGUGAUGUGUGAUGCACACGAAUAGAACGCUAAUUAGACAUAAUAAAGAUAUAAAAAAUUAAAGAAUAAAAAAUUUUGAAACAUAAAAGUAAAUAAAAAACUAAAAAAUGGAAAAAUAAAAUUACCAAUUUGUAAUCAUCACGAGGUAAUGCAUCACGUGAUGAUACGGGAUAUUGACUGAUAACUGAAGUCGAAUCAUCGUCUGCAAAAAUUUGUUUUGCUUGGUUUAGAAUGUUAAAAAUAAAUAAAUAAAAAUACAAAAAGGAAAAUAAAUUAGAAAAACAACAAACAUUACGUGAUAAUAAUAAAAAUUAGUCACGUGAUAAUACGGGAUAUUUUUGGGUUGAACACAUUUGUAGCUACGCAAGAACAUGGAAUUUGAGUCAUCGUCCUUAGAGACUUAUUUCGUGUUUGCGUUAUAUAAACAGAACGUAAAAAUAAAAAUACAAAAACAAUCAAAAUAUAAAAU
Corticium candelabrum is the source of this 2617-nucleotide messenger RNA. RefSeq names its product Bardet-Biedl syndrome 7 protein homolog. Gene Ontology annotation, molecular function: protein binding. Lineage: Eukaryota; Metazoa; Porifera; Homoscleromorpha; Homosclerophorida; Plakinidae. Gene Ontology annotation, cellular component: ciliary basal body; BBSome; neuron projection. The record is from RefSeq and is a predicted model, not a curated record. The annotation marks the transcript as partial. Gene Ontology annotation, biological process: cilium assembly; intracellular transport; intracellular protein localization. The transcript has 19 exons.